Molecule: messenger RNA, 4023 nt
Organism: Cladophialophora psammophila CBS 110553
Lineage: Eukaryota; Fungi; Ascomycota; Eurotiomycetes; Chaetothyriales; Herpotrichiellaceae
Exons: 2
Coding region: 1-4023 (1340 amino acids)
Biological process (GO): protein ubiquitination; SCF complex assembly
Cellular component (GO): nucleus
Source: RefSeq, a predicted model, not a curated record
AUGGCAAGGGACCGCAGUUCGGCCCAACAUGGGAUUGCGCAGUUGCUCAACAAGAUCAAUGAUCCCGAUCCGGAUAUUCGUUUCAUGCAGCUGAACGAUCUCACCGAGAUCCUAGAGUCUCCUUCCUCAGACUACAUACGGACCGACCAUCAUACCGCUGCAAGAGUCAUCGAUGGGCUGCUCAAGGCUUUGGCUGACCAGCACGGUGAAGUCCAGAACCAAGCUCUGAAAUGCAUUGGCCCUCUUGCUGUACGCAUACCUGGCGACACUAUCGCUCCUCUGAUAGACAAGCUCACCGAUCUCACCCACAGCGACAUCGAUAUCUCGAUCCCCAAUUCUGCUUUACGCGCUCUCAUCGCGGCAUUACCUCAGCCGAAACCAAACGAAACUCCUGCCCAAGAUGUAAAAGACGCAUAUGGCGCUGUGAGCAAGGUCUUGAUUCCGAGAUUGGUUGGUCAUGUGGUCUUGCCGAUGGGCAGGCCUCCGCCGCAACUACCGACAGGCCUGUUACAGAGACAGAAGGACAAGGGCUUCAGCAGCGAUGCGGUUGAUGUUAUGAUUGAGAUUGUCAAAUGCUAUGGAUCUCUACUGCAGGAAUUGGAGCUGGUGGCACUUGCCAAGGCUGUUAUGAACAUCAUUGAGAGUCCUCAGGCUGGAGGUGUGGUCAAGAAACGAGCUUUGGCGGGAAUUGGGGCAUUGCUGGCUCACUUCAAUGAUGCCCAAGUCAGCUCCUUCGUGGCAGCCCUCACUGAAAGCUUUCAACAUCCCCAGCUGACCACGGAACAUCGGAGGUUUCUUGUCGCGACGAUCGCGACUCUUGCCCGAUCGAGUCCAACAAAGUUUGGACCCUUCAUUGACGAUGUCAUCCCCAACGUCCUUCAAGUCUUGAGCCAGAAGGAGCUUUCCGCUACUGCGUCUGUGUCGGAUGAGGACGCGGAGGUUGACCCGGAGAUCGAGGAACUGCGCGAGACAGCUCUCAUCGCCCUCGAGGCCAUGCUUGGAUCUUGUCCUCUGGAGAUGAAGCCUCAUCUUUCCAACGCGAUUGAGGCUGCAUUGAGGUAUCUCAAGUACGACCCCAACGUUGCAGAUGCCGAAGAUGACGAAAUGGGAGGAACUCAAGACGAGGAUUCUGAUGACGGCAUUACAGAAGAAGCCCUCGAAGACGACGACGAUGAUGAAUAUGCAGAGCUGGAUGACGAUGAUGCUUUUAGCGACGUGGAUGACAUGAGCUGGAAAGUGCGACGUUGUGCGGCAAAAGUCCUCUACACCAUUGUUUCGGGAUCCUCGUCGAGCGACAAAGGCACGCUCUUUGGCAAAAUCGCGCCCGUUCUCAUCUCUAGGCUGUUCAGUGAGCGUGAAGACAGUGUCCGAUUGGAAGUCAUUGCAGCCACCACCGCUUUGAUUCGGAAGACGGGGACUGGCCUGACCGAGUCGCUCACCAGAGUCGAUUCUUCAGAAAACCCAGCAAUGCCUACAAAUACUCGCAAGCGAAGACGGCAAGACAGCGAAGCUGACAAGAAGGAUCCGGAUCUUCGAGGUCUAAUAUCCAUUCGAUCCAGUCCUCCCAUUGUCCCAGCCUCUCCGCCGACGGGCGAGCAGGCUGAACUCGUUAGCUUAGUGCCAAAGAUUGUUCAAGCCCUUACAAAACUGUGGAAGAAGGCAAGCAUAUCACUAAAACAGGCUGCAGUUGUCAUGCUCAAGACUUUAACAUUGGCGCGAAAUGGGAUUCUGUCGGAUCGCUUGCAGCAACUGGAAGAUCCCAUCGCCGAUGCAUUAAAGCCGUCAUUCGGCUCUGGAUCCAGCAGCACAGUAUCAGGGACCUCAGCAACAGUUGCCAGUCUUCAGAUUGAGACGUUGACUUUGAUCAGUGCAAUUGCUGAGACUAAUGGUGCCACGGUACUGAUACCUUUCGUCAUCGCACUCAUACCCCCGGUCACGGCAAUUGCUCGUGAUAGAAACUAUAAAGUUUCAAGCGAAGCCCUUGCCACGGUUGAGCAGUUCGUCAAGGCUCUGACUCCACCUCGUCUGCCUUCUGCGAACCAAGAUCAUGCCAUACACAUCGAAAAGUUAUGGGAAGUAAUCGUUGACCGCGUCACAGACAAUAACACUGACCUGGAAGUGCGCCAUCGUGCUAUACAAGUGUUUGGUGUUCUCCUGGCGAGAACGUCGGCUACUCAACUGCUGUCAAGCUCAGCCAGGACUAGGAGCCUUGGGAUUCUCAGUGACAGAUUGAAGAACGAAACCACCAGACUGGCGAGCGCGAGAGCGAUUGGCCGGGUUGGCGAAGCCGCAAGCAGUCGAGAUAACAUCGGGUCUGCUUGGGUCCAGGAAGUUUCACUUGAGAUGGCGAACCAGCUUCGCAAAGCUGACAGAUCUCUCCGGGGAUCUUGCCUGGAAUCAUUGCAAUACCUUGCUUUGAACCCUGUGACGUCGUCGCUGUACGAGACAACCACGAUUCUGCAACUGCAGGGCAUGUUGAUGCCUCUAAUUUCUGUGAAUGAUCUUCACUUGUUGACCCCAGCACUUGUGAUUAUGUCCAAAAUCAUCCCCACCAACGCUCAAGCACUGGUCACUGCCGAAAUGGUCGAAGCACUCUGCGGCAUAUCACAAACCCGGAUUGAAGGGCCACCUCUCCGGGCAUAUCUUCUCGUUGUGAAAGUCAUUGGUGAGCACGGCGUCGGUGCGCUGCUUAUGAAAGGUCUCCUCACUGUCGGAACCGGCGGGGAGACAAUGGUUCUUGGGAGAGCCAUCGGUACACUGUUAGUAUAUGGUGGAAACAACCUGAAUAUUACGAUAUCCGAUUUUCUAAAAGAACUGGAAACAUCUCAGGAGAUCCGAGCCAUCUGCUUGGCGUUGACGGUCCUCGGAGAGGUCGGGUUUAGAAUGGGCCCCAGUUCACCAGUGAAGAUCCAAACCUUCAUCAAUUGCCUCUCCGCCGAGUCAGACAAAGUGCGACUUGCUGCCGCGAUUGCUCUCGGCAGUGCCAGUUCCAACAACAUUUCGGUAUGCGUACCCGUGAUACUGCAAAGCCUGGCACAAGCAUCCACCUCAGACUAUCUUUACUUGCAUUCUGUCAAAGAGAUUCUGGAACACUCUGAAAGCACCCUGGGAGAGAUGGCUCCGUAUGCAGCGGAACUGUGGCAGAAACUCUUCGUAGUGUCACAGGUAGAGGACAACAGUGCUGUCGGGGCAGAAUGCAUCGGUCGAUUAGCCACGAUUGAUCCAAACACCUUUGUCCCCGAGCUCUCAAAGGCACUGGCAGAUCCCAAUCCAUCGGUCCGUGGCACAGUUAUUUCCGCCUUCCGCUUUACCCUCGGUGAAGCCAGCAGCUCCUACAACAACAUUCUUGUCAAGACAAUGACGCCCAUGCUUCAAACGAUGCUGAAUGACAGCGACCUUGCUAACCGCCGGCUCGCAGUGACCACUCUCAAUGCCGCAAUCCAUAACAAACCAGAACUCGUAAUCCCAGACGUCGGUCAACUCCUCCCGACCGUCUUGGGGGACUCACAGAUCAAGCCCGAAUUGGUCAAGCAGGUCAAAAUUGGCCCCUUCACUCAUACCGAAGAUGCAGGUCUCGACCUCCGGAAGUCUGCAUAUGCGACCAUGUACGCAUUGCUAGAUUGCCCAGGUGCGAUCCCGCACCUCCCCAUCAGCCAUAUCUUUGACCGCAUCCUGGAUGGUAUCGCUGAUGACCACGAUAUCCGCACCUUGUGCAUCCUCAUGCUCACUCGCCUAUCCGUGAUUGAUCCCGACCAAACACGACGUCGCUUGUCCUCGCUCGCCGAAAAAUUCCGUUUGGUUUUGAGCGCCAAAUUGAAAGACAACGCAGUCAAGCAGGAAAUUGAGAAAGUGAACGAAGCAAACGCCGCGGUGGUGCGGAUCACCCUAGAACUGGAUAGGAAAUUUCCUAAUGCAAGCAUAGACGGUGUCGGCGGAGAGUUAGUCACAUGGAAAGGGUUCGUUGAGUUUGUGAAGAGAGAAUUUGCGGCUAUGGUGAGGAAUGUGCAGAUGGAAGGGUCUUAG